Messenger RNA from Homalodisca vitripennis (glassy-winged sharpshooter), 742 nucleotides. RefSeq lists its product as uncharacterized. The transcript is spliced from 4 exons. The record is from RefSeq and is a predicted model, not a curated record. Gene Ontology annotation, molecular function: protein binding. Bases 220 to 594 code for a protein of 124 amino acids. NCBI's taxonomy places the organism in Eukaryota, Metazoa, Arthropoda, Insecta, Hemiptera, Cicadellidae.
UUAUUUUUUAUUUGUUUUGUUGUAAUCUUAUCAAGUUUUAAUAUUAUUUCUUUGGCUAGAAGUGCUUUAAAUUGGGAUGAUUAAAAUUUGUUUUAUUCUUUUCCAUUAGAAUGUUUAGGGGAAGUGAAUCAUAGCUCAAAAUUCUGUGCAAGGUGUAUUUUGUAACUUUAUUAUACAGUAUUUAUUUUUGGUUUGACCAGUUGUUUUGCUCAAGACAUCAUGUUUCCAGAGGAUAAUAAUGAAGGAGAAUUACCCAUUGGUGAACGAAUUGGUAUGGAUGUGCCUUCUUGGUGGAACAACUGGAUGCCCAAUUCGAUUUAUCCUACUCUGAGCCAGCUAGAUCGUGCCCCUGACUCUGGGCCAUCUCGCCCCUUGAGACCCCCGCCCAAGUCCAGCCAGGAUAUCAUCACUGUGGUCCCCUGCCAGUGUCCCUUCACCCCCCAGUACAGCCCUGUCUGUGGAUCCGACGGUCAGAGCUAUGGCAACAUGGCCAUCCUGAACUGUUACCGCACAUGUGGCUUUGAUGUAACAUUCGUUCGUGCCUCAGCAUGUGCACAAGUGGCAGGGAUCCGAGAAAAUCCACAGAGAAAUUAAGAAUAUAAUAUAAUCUAAUGAAUAUGCAAGGUUUUGAGAACUUUUAAUAAAUUAACUUUAAAUUACGUGUAAAGACUGACUGAAGUGCUCAAACUAUUUAUUUAUUGUAAUUUGAUAUACUAAAUAAAACGUUUUACAGAAUUUUGAA